Molecule: messenger RNA, 3411 nt
Organism: Pecten maximus
Lineage: Eukaryota; Metazoa; Mollusca; Bivalvia; Pectinida; Pectinidae
Product: ER membrane protein complex subunit 1-like
Exons: 25
Coding region: 19-2946 (975 amino acids)
Biological process (GO): protein folding in endoplasmic reticulum
Cellular component (GO): EMC complex
Molecular function (GO): protein binding
Source: RefSeq, a predicted model, not a curated record
UAUAACAACAGGGAAAAAAUGACCGGCGAAAAACUACUCGCUGUUUUUCUGAUAAUUCUUUAUUUUGUAGCUGUUUUUGGUUUAUACGAAGAUCAGACUGGAAAAUUUGAUUGGAGACAGCAGUAUGUUGGACGCGUUGACCAUCUCUUUUGGGACCAGUCUGUUACUUUGGGUAAAAGGAUUUUAGUGGCGACAGACCAACAUUUGGUGGCCGCUAUACACAGUCAUAAUGGAAGCAUAGCAUGGAGGAAGAUCCAGGAAGAUGAUGACAGAGGGAUUAUAGAUUCAAUUGACCACCAGAAUAAUGCUCUGGUCACGAUCAGUGGAGGAGGCAGAUUUGUCAGGAAUUGGCAACCAGGCAGUGGCUCCCUCUACUGGGAAGUUGAAACUUUUAAAUCUAGUGAAUCAGGUGCAAGAGGAGACAUAAGGAUCUACAGUAAAGAUGAAGUGUUGGUUCUGGCACCAACAGGAGUCUACAAGCUUAACUUACAUAAUGGUAAAGAGAAGUGGACGCUACAGCUACCAACAAAGGACAAUGUGGUUUUUGAAAGACUGGUUUUGCAAGGAAGCAACAUUUAUGCUGUGGGACGAUCAGUGGGUGCUCAUGUGAUGGUGGUUUCUGCAGAUAUUGAAGGCACCCUAAAACAACAGCGAUCUGUACCAGCUGCCUGGAUAAAGGAAGAUACAGACUGUGAAACUCUUGAUGCGGGAGUCAUGCUGUGUUACGAUGACGUUUCAUCAAACCUGCAACUGCUAAAUUUAGAGUCUGGCCAGGUGUUUGUGGAGGUUGAGCUUCAGGAACUGGGGCUAUCAGCUGGAGGAAAAACUGUGUCCUUGGAGAAACUCCGCCUCCAUACCUCAGAUCAUGGAAAAUCCCAUCUGCUUCUCCGUCUUGGAAAUGAUCACAUGGCUAUCCUCAAAGUCAGCAAGGAUCGCAUUCAACUGGUGAAGGAUUUACCAAAGGUAUCCGCUGCCUAUGUGGCUAAGGUGGAGGACUUGGACAUCCUGCUGACACUCCACAGAGCAUCUAAACAGAGCAUACUUCUUGUGGGAUAUGACCUCGCGUCUGGAGGAGAAAUCACGGAGCUAUCUCAGAGUAUAACGUUCCCUUCAAGCCACGGUCUCCCUAUGAAGCUGGAUGCUGUUGUAGUGAAGAAGAAUGGUCGCUUGGCAUACAAAGCUAUUGUGAGGUCCGAGGAUCAGUCUCUUCAGCUAGUCCAAAAAACAGGGCGGGUGUCCUGGAAGAGGGAGGAAGCUUUAGCUUCAGUCCUGGCGAUAGAAAUGGUGGACUUCCCAGUUUCAGAAAACCAGGCUAAAUAUGAGGACGAGUUUGGAGCUCAGAAAGAGGAUAUUGUCAGCAUGUUUGUGAAGAGAUUUACCACACAGUUUCAACAGUUAAAAAAUCUGGCCAUCCAGCAGCUUCAAAAGCUACAGGGUCAUCGUCACCAUGGAAUCCUGGAGGCUGACGCUAUAGAAGAGGAGGAGGAAGAGGAGGAACUCACACGGGACGAGUUCAAUAUCAACAAGAUGAUUGUAGUGGUCACUGGGGCUGGCAAGAUCUACGGACUGAGAAGUACCAAUGGCCAUGUCCAGUGGUCUGCUUUCCUGCCCGACUUGGCUGCCUUUAGGAGUAAUGACGAAGAUAAAAUGCUGCUGUUUGUACAGAGGACCACCGCCCAUUUCCCAAACCCGCCCCAGUGUGUCAUUAUAGGCAAAAACAAGAUAAGUGGUGAGGGUCUCCUGUAUGCCUUUAAUCCUAUCAGUGGUCAGCCUGUAGGAGAUGUCCCGUACGGAGGACUCAACCUCGGCUUCAACGUCAAACAGGCGUACAUGAUCGGUGAAGUGGAUGACCACUUCCUUCGUGGGAUUAUUUUCCUGGAUGAUAAACACAAGAUCCACACCUACCCAGAGGCAUUCAUGUCUGUAGCUAUGGACAUCCUGCCUAGUCUCUUUAUGUUCACUGCUGACUCGAGCACUGGGUUCCUGAACGGCUUUAAGGCCAGACAAAAGGAAAAGGGUAUCACAGCUGACAACGUGUGGAGUAUCAACCUCCAGAAAAAACAACAGACAAUCACAAAUGUUGUAGGCAAAAGAGUUCUGGAACAAGUACACUCCCAGGGUCGAGUACUAGGAGACAGGAGUGUACUGUACAAAUAUAUGAACCCAAACCUGGUGGUAGUGACGACAGAGGGAGAGGAGUCAUCCAGUCUGAUGAAGGGUUCCAACAACUUCGUUAACAUCUACCUAAUCGACAGUAUAACUGGCCACAUUGUGUUCCAUGCCAGCCACAAGAAAACCAGAGGGCCAGUCAACGUGGUGCAUGUAGAGAACUGGGUUGUGUAUGAUUACUUCAACCUGAAGGCCCGCCGUCAUGAGAUUGCAGUGAUCGAGUUAUUUGAGGGAAAAGAACAAGGCAACUCCUCGGCCUUCUCCUCCUUCACAGCCCCUAUGGAGCCCCUUGUUCUACGUCAGUCAUACAUCAUGCCAGUUCAUAUCACAGCGAUGGACGUCACGGUGACAGAAAAGGGCAUCACCAGUCGCAGUCUUCUUUUUGCAAUGACAGCAGGAAAAAUUUUGUCUCUACCAAAAGCUCUUUUGGAUCCUCGACGACCAGUGAUUCCAUCGCCUGAAACAAUGGAGGAGGGAACCAUUCCAUACAUUCCUGAGAUUCCUAUCUCCACGGAGAUGAUGGUCAACUAUUACCAGAGUGUGGACAAGAUCAAGGGUAUACAUAGCUCUCCCGCGGGACUCGAGUCGACCUCCCUUGUGUUUGUAUAUGGUCUAGAUCUGUUUUACACUCGAGUGACCCCUUCACGGAUGUUUGAUGUUCUCAAAGAAGAUUUUGACUUUUAUUUUAUUUCCCUCGUCCUGCUGGGAAUGUUCCUAGUCACUUUUAUCACACAAAAACUAGCUUCUAGAAAGGCACUUAGUCGAGCAUGGAAGUGAGGGUUGAUAGGUGUAGACAUUUAACAAUGACAUUGAGUACCACAGAACAAUACCCUUCCAGUCGUAUUUUAUCUGUGAUACAGGUUAGAAAGAAGGGGUUAAAUGGUUUUAUUACAUAAUCAGGCGGUUAUUGAUCGAAUUUGCUCAUGUAAUAUUUUGACAUAUAGGUCACUAGCUCAGUAUAAUAUAAUCUGGAGCAUUUUAAAUUGGCUGUGCCAGUCCGUAAUCUUUUGUGCUGGCAUAACAUGGCCAAUGACAUCACGCCAUGAAUUGAUGAUGGUGCAACGAAAUUGCUGACUCCAUUUGGUUUUGUCCACUUUAAAACCUGUCAAAAUAUAAGUUUUCUGAAUUAUGUGAUAAGAAAGUUAAAAUUGAAACUAAAAAGACUCAUAAUUCAUUUUAAAAAAUAUAUGAAAUGACACUUAUUUUUAGAUGCUAUUAUAUAUUAGUUCACACUCAGAUAGA